UACUUUCAAAUUUUGGCACAGGGUCAGCAAUUUUCAAGGAGGAGGAGAAAGUGCAUUAUUGCAUUGACCUCAGUACUUGACGGAUACUUACUUUAUCCACCUCGAAAGGCUGAACGAUAACAUCGACCGUGACAGGAUUUGAACUCGGAACGUAAAAAACUGAGGAAAUAACGCCAAGCGUCUUAUCCGGAGUGUUAACGAGCCCUGCCAGCUCACCACCUUAUGGAUAACUAAGUGGUGGCGGGGGAUGAAAUAGGGAACGUUUGUGAAUGAGAAACAAGGGGGGAAGUGAGAGAAGGAGAUGUGUGAUUUGAGAGGAACGUAAGAGAGCUAGUGAGACAGAGAGAGACCGAGAGAGAGAGGUUUCUACGAAGUGGUAUAUGUGAUGCCAGGCGAAGCUGACAAGUGAAAAAUUCAUUUCUAUUCACUAUGUAUAUAUAAUAUAUGUGUGUGUGUUUAUAUAUAUAUAUAUAUAUAUAUAUAUACGUAUUGCGAUGCCCCCUGUACAACAUCAGCAGCCCAAUUCCACCAACUUAUUGAAGCCAACAGAUUCAGGGAUGAGGCUGCAAGAUUCAUUUAAUUUGAUAACAAUAGAAUCUAAAGAUGCGAGAAGCAGUGGAAUUUACAAUAAAGCCUGUCAAGAAGGUGAACAUUCUCAACCAUAUGCAAAGGAAAUGAAUUCAAACGAUAACAUCGGCAAGGCAUCUGAACGAGUUCAAGAGGAAAGACCACCACGUGAUAAAUGGAACAUUGUUCAAAUUAUCCUGAUAAUCCAAGGAUUGGCUACUUUAAUGCCAUGGAAUAUGUUCAUAAAUGCGAAAUCAUAUUUUGAAAACUACAAACUUUCCACCAACGGUACCGACCAAGAAAUCAAUGAAUACAAGACUAAUUUCAUGAGUUACAUCACAAUAUGUUCCAUGGUUCCGAGUGUCAUAUUUUCUGUAUUGAAUACGUUUAUUACUCGAAACAGUGGAGCGUCUCCAAUUCGGAUUGUUGCAGCCAAAAUUAUUAUGAUCAUACUACUAGCCAUGACGAUAGUGUUGGCGUGUUUGGACACCAGUUCAUGGAUAAAAGUAUUUUUCAUUCUUACACUUUGUACAGUGAUAAUGAUUAAUUCUGCAACUUCGAUUUUCCAGAAUAAUUUGUUUGGGAUUAGUUCUGUAUUGCCAGGAAAAUACAUUAAUGCUGUGUUAAUUGGAGCUAAUUCUUGUGGCAUAUUAACGUCCGUAUCGCAAAUUAUAAGUAUUGCAAUAUCUUCAGAUGCUAAAAUAUCAGCCAUCGUCUAUUUUUCAUCGGGCAUUCUUAUUCUCAUUAUUGCCCUCAUCACGAAUCGAAUUUUCCAACGAUUGAGUUCAGACAUGCAGGCUACUAGAAGCAUCCAACUCCUCUCCAGCCUGAACUUUCACAAACCUGAUUUGAAGGGUAUCGAGAAAGAAGUCAUGGAACAUAACUGGUCUGCCAGUCUCUCUACAGAAGACAUUGACAUAAAGCUACAACACUUUAUGACAAUCAUGCAUGACAUCUGUAGUAAGUUUGCUCCAGAGAGAAUGCCAAGCCAACAGAAAAAUAUAAUACCCAGGGAUAGGAGGAUUCUAAUGAGACAACAAGCAAAAAUUUCAAAUUGUCUAAAUGGGCCACUAAAGGAUAACAAACGAUCCUACCUCAAACGAACAUUGCUCGAGAUCGAAAAUGAACUCAAACGCUCCCAUGAAAAGGAGAGGGCAGAAAAGGAAGCCAGGGUUGUCAAAAAUAUUAAGACAAACCUUAAAGCCUUCUAUAGAUAUGCGAAAGAAGCUGCCAAACCCAUUGAAUUGGCCAAUUAA
Molecule: messenger RNA, 1823 nt
Organism: Octopus bimaculoides (California two-spot octopus)
Lineage: Eukaryota; Metazoa; Mollusca; Cephalopoda; Octopoda; Octopodidae
Product: equilibrative nucleoside transporter 1
Biological process (GO): nucleoside transmembrane transport
Cellular component (GO): plasma membrane
Molecular function (GO): nucleoside transmembrane transporter activity
Source: RefSeq, a predicted model, not a curated record